Molecule: messenger RNA, 993 nt
Organism: Cannabis sativa
Lineage: Eukaryota; Viridiplantae; Streptophyta; Magnoliopsida; Rosales; Cannabaceae
Exons: 3
Coding region: 1-993 (330 amino acids)
Source: RefSeq, a predicted model, not a curated record
AUGGAUGCCAUCCUGGAACAGCUUGCCGGGGUUCAUACUCCCGUGGCUCCUCCGGCUUUCACCCCCUCUCCCCCGGCUCCUUCCUUGAAGGUUCCUUCCGGCGCUCCUCCCGAAACCAUUGACUUAGUGGAUGACGAGGAGGUGCUUCCGGGAGAAGGCCAAGGGAAAGGGUGGGACUUCUCGGAGGAAGCCGCCGAGGGUACUGGAGAGCCUCAAGCCCUUCCAGUGGUAGCAGAGGAGGACGAGGAGAAGCCUGAAGUGGCUCUGAUUCGCAAGCGUAAGGGCAAGAUGAUUGCCCAGGACGAGCCGAAGAGGCCUCGGAGGGCCGACACUCCUGCUCAUGGCCUAGACGGCGGGGUUUCCCCGAUGGAGGAAAAUCCUGCUCCUCCUCACAUUGAUCUUACCCCGAUUCCGGGGGAUGAGGUGAGGCAGGAGCUUCGCAUAGCCAAACACAACUACGCUAUGGACGAGUACUCCCGGGGGUAUGCCGAGGUGGAGGCCCUUAGGAGGAUUCUGCGAGCUGAGGUUGAGGCGAGCAUCAACCAUCCGGACUAUCAUGAUCCGUGGAACCUCAACCUGGACCCCUUAACGGACUGGUUCCGUCCCCUCCUAGGGCCCACUUUGGCUCCCUUUGCCGCGGAAAUGACCGGUGAGUUCGCUUCUCAGCUUACACGCUGCGCGCCCAAGCGGUUUGCCACUUGUGCCUCCUUGAACUCUAUCUUCCAGGUCCAGGACCUCAGCCAUUCCCUCACAGUACUUGCUGCUGAGGCUGGUCGCCUCUCCAGGAACAUCAUAAACCAUGGCUUCGCUCUGUCCGACUUUGGGGACAUGAACGACGUCAGGAAGGUCCUCCAAGACCUCACAGCGGAGAGGCAGAUCUACCGGGGAGGACUGGUUCCGAGCACGAGUUUCGGGGCUGGGUUCUGGUCUAGUUCUGGGUCCCAGUCCAGGUGUGGAUCUGGUCACGUUCACGGUCGUGUUCCAGGGUCCUAG